AUGCCUCCAAAGCGAACGAGGGCGCGUGCUGAGGAGAGCCCCGUCACUAAUGUGCCUCUGCCCCCGCGGCAUGCAAGGGCGGAACCCGACAGCGGCGUUUCCACAGCACCUCCUGCACAGCGCCGAAGGGUGGAAGAAGCACCUGCGGAAAAACGGUGGACCCUUCACAGUACCGUGGAGGAAGUCUUGCUGGCGGGAGUAGAUGCUACAGGACAAAUGACGCUAAACGACUUCCUUCGGAAGUACCUUGGUCGCAGGUUCGUGGUCGAUGAAGGCCGCGGUGUAAAAAUGUGGAUGUUUGCUCGUAGGCCUGAGAGGUACGUCACGGACCCGGAGCUUCGCGGGGACAUUUUAAGUUUACCAGAGUACCAGGAGUACGCGCUUCGUGCGGACUUAAUCA
Molecule: messenger RNA, 400 nt
Organism: Trypanosoma conorhini
Lineage: Eukaryota; Euglenozoa; Kinetoplastea; Trypanosomatida; Trypanosomatidae
Product: retrotransposon hot spot (RHS) protein
Exons: 1
Source: RefSeq, a predicted model, not a curated record